AUGUCGCAGAGAUUUUUCACCAUAUCGAAAAAGGUUGAGCAACUGUUGAUGAAUGGUAUUCGUACGGGCCAAUUAGACAAUUUCGCAUUACACCGUCAAUUGAGUAUCUUGAGCAGGCGUCAAGUGUUACCAAGUUUGAACACUGUGAUCAAACAGUGGACAAAUCUGUGUGAAAAACCUCCAACAGGUUUUGAAAAGUAUUUCAAUAAAGACAAAAAAACCAAAAAAGAUGAUCAAAAGUCUGACAGCUCUGCUAGCAAACCGACCUCUUUUGACAGUGCGUUUAAAAAGAAAAUCAAUCGAAUGUCACAAGGGUAA
This is a messenger RNA of Macrosiphum euphorbiae (potato aphid), 318 nucleotides long. Lineage: Eukaryota; Metazoa; Arthropoda; Insecta; Hemiptera; Aphididae. The record is from the annotation of a GenBank genome assembly.